Messenger RNA from Naegleria lovaniensis, 1050 nucleotides. RefSeq lists its product as uncharacterized. Lineage: Eukaryota; Heterolobosea; Eutetramitea; Acrasida; Naegleriidae. Bases 1 to 1050 code for a protein of 349 amino acids. The transcript has 2 exons. The record is from RefSeq and is a predicted model, not a curated record. Gene Ontology annotation, molecular function: ATP binding.
AUGAUAAAAUCAAAACACGAUAGUGGGCACACUUCUGCAGGGGACGAGUGGAACAACGAUCAAGGGAGUUCUCCCGAAUCCACAAAAUUCAUUCAACUCACUCCUCAGGACCCCAAGUUUCACGAAUUAAAACUCAAAUUAAUCCAUUUAUUUAAUUUUACUGAAGAUGAUAUUCAUACCAUUGAGAUUUCUCAUCAAUCGGAUCAUGUCAAAAUGAGUUUACAUCCCCGUAAGCAUAUUGAUAAAACUCUCCUCUUCGAACAACGUCCACAAGUUAUUUUCUCUCGUUCCGAAACAGUCAUCCCACGUAACCACAAAAUAAUUUCGUAUUAUGAUGGAUUUGAAAUUGUGAGACGUGAAUCACGUUUUGGAAAAACAACAGUCAUGCCAAGUGCUCAAAUUGCACUCAUUGAUUUUACCUUUCCAGACAUGAAUGAUGUCACAGAAAUUACUGGCUUGACCAAUUACUCUGAAAUUGAUCGAGUUUUGCGUGAAAAGAGACGUGAGACUUUAGAACUUUGCAAAGCCUUAAAAGCUCUAGGUUGUAAUGUUAUUAUAUCACAACACUCACUUUACAAACAUGAAUUGGUUCAACGUUGUUUGGAUAAACUUGGAAUUUUGCUUGUCGAAGGACCAUUCAUGAAUCAAGACAUGAAACAAAUGUCUAUCGCACUAAAUUGUCAAAUUAUUUCGAGCAUUGCAUCCGUCAGAAAUUAUUUGUUUGGUAGUGCAGAAAGAGUUGAAAUUGUGACAAAAGACAAUGACAAGAUUUGUGUAAAAGUUUCUAACAUUCCAUGUAUAUAUGAUUGCUAUCGACAUGUAGGAUUGAUAUUUAGAGGAGAACCGCAAGAGGGAAGUAAUGAUUAUUGUCCUUUGGAAAUUACUUGUUUGGUAGCGUCUUAUUUAACUCUUAAAGAAUUGCAUCAUGUGGCAAUUAGUUGUAAAUUCAUGUACAGAUCUCUGCUCGAUGUUGUACAUUUUAAGAAUGAUUCUGAAGCACCAAAUAUUUCAGAAAUCCUUGAACGUGAAAAACUGGAUGUUGGUUCUUAA